AUGUUCCGGGAGAUUUCACUCGUGCACUUGCCAUGGAAACUACAACACACAAUGUCGAAGCGCAGGAAACUUGGUUAUGGAUGGUUGAGUUCGCUUUUGAUCUGCUUUAUCGCAUUAACAGAAAUGAUUUCCAACGUUUGCAGUCUGAAAGAUCUCAAAAUAUUCGUCCCGGAGGCGGUCAUUAUGGGCAAUGCGGCGACCCUAUCUUGUCAAUUCGAACUGGAAAAGGCAACACUUUACUCCGUUCGAUGGUACUUUGAAGGGGAAGAGUUUUACCGCUACGUCCCGAAGGAAUCACCUCCGGCACGCACUUUCCCAGUUUCUGGCAUCACGGUGGAUGGCACACAAUCAGACGCCACUUCGGUCACGCUGCGGGGCGUAACCCGUGACCUAACCGGCCAGUUCCAGUGCGAGGUAUCCGAGGACGCACCGCUCUUCCACACCGACAUCCGGCAGGCACGUAUGCAGGUGGUCGAACUACCGAAAGAAGACCCGAUGAUGCAGCUGGACAAAACGCACAUCACCACGCUGGACAAUUUCCGGGCCGUCUGUACCGUGGGGACGUCCUUUCCGGCUGCCAACAUUACCUGGUACAUCAACACGAAGCGGAUUCAUCGAUCACCGUACCAACGCAUCACGUACCGUUCGUACGAAGGGACGCCCACCUUCUCCUCGCUCGAGAUGUUUCCCCACAGUCAGGUACUGCAGGACAUCUACCAAUCGAUGCCACCGUUCCACACCAGCCUCACGGUGAUGUGCGAAAUUUCGAUCCUGCACAUCUACACCAAAAGCGCCCAGCAGCGCAUCCUGGUGAGCGAUCUCGUGACGACCAUCUCGCCGAACCUGCUCGGUCUGGAUGGGUCAAACAAUCGGCGAAAAAACAACGGCGACCCAGACAACUCACCCCUGACCGGGGCUGCUACCGGGCUGGCCGGACAUACCUCGAUGCUGAUGCUGACGGUGGCACUGAUGCUGGCACUGGUCGGUCUGCGGACAGUCAGUGUUAGACAUCCGGCGGAUCGUUUAUCCGGGUUGUGAUUGGUGAAUGCGCAGAAGCUGUAAAU
Molecule: messenger RNA, 1064 nt
Organism: Anopheles maculipalpis
Lineage: Eukaryota; Metazoa; Arthropoda; Insecta; Diptera; Culicidae
Gene: beat-VI
Exons: 6
Coding region: 1-1038 (345 amino acids)
Source: RefSeq, a predicted model, not a curated record